Messenger RNA from Hevea brasiliensis (rubber tree), 747 nucleotides. RefSeq lists its product as uncharacterized. Bases 1 to 747 code for a protein of 248 amino acids. The record is from RefSeq and is a predicted model, not a curated record. The transcript is spliced from 2 exons. Lineage: Eukaryota; Viridiplantae; Streptophyta; Magnoliopsida; Malpighiales; Euphorbiaceae.
AUGCCAAGUUAUGCCAAGUUUUUGAAGGAUAUCUUGUCUAAGAAGAGAAAGCUAGAGGAUCAUGAAACAGUGAUGCUGACAGAGGAAUGUAGUGCAAUUAUCCAAAAUAAGUUGCCAUCCAAGUUGAAGGAUCCAAAGAGUUUUAUUAUCCCUUGCAAUAUUGGCAAUGUAGAAUUUACUGGAGCUUUAUGUGAUUUAGGUGCCUGUAUUAAUUUAAUGCCUCCUUCUGUUUUGAGGAAACUUAGGCUAAGAGAUAUAAAGCCAACUAUGGAUUUUGUGGUUUUAAACAAGGAGGAAGAUAGAGAAGUGCCAUUGAUUUUGAGGUCCCCAUUCCUUGUAAUUGGAAAAGCACUCAUAGAUGUCCAUGAAAGUAAACUCACACUUAGAGUGGGGAAAGAAGAAGUAACAUUCAAUGUUCUUCAUUUUACUAAACAUCCCAUGGAAAAUGAUGAAUGUUUUAGGAUGGAUAUUAUUGAUGAAUGUGUGCAUGAGAUGAUUGAUGCUGUGAAAAUUAAUGAUAAGAUUGCUUGCGUUGAGGAAGAUUUGUGUUUGGAUGUUAUUCAGGAUGUCGAGUGUGAUUGUGUUCAUGAUAUUGGAUGUGAAAUUGUGCAUAAUAUUGAGAUAGGACAGGAAAAAGUGAAAGAAAAUUCAGUUCCUAAGUUGGAAUUGAAACCACUCUCAAGUCAUCCUAGAUAUGCAUUUUUAGGAGAAUCUUCAACUUUUCCUAUGAUUAUUCUACAAAUUUGA